ACUAUUUUUUCUACAUAUUUAUGCAACAGUUACAUCUAUAAAGUUGCUAGCAAAUAUAAACUUAUAAAAUCACGAAUACAUUAGCUUGGACUUGUGGACGAAAUUGCGUUUCAACGCAAUAAUAAAUCAUAUUUAUUUAAUUUUGCAAACUAAUAACAUUAUUGGUUCAAAUACCAUUUAUUCUGGGAAGUUCCUCAGAUUGAGGAUAAAUGGAUGCUUGAAGUUUGCUGCUUCAAAUUAUUAUGAGAAUAUCAGAAUGGAGAAUAAUGGAAUAAACGAAGAGUGUGAAGUUCAAGGGACUGGUACAACAGCCAAAAAAGAUGAAGCUUCUCAAAUAGUACAAAUAUGCUCAGAUGGAAAAAUAUCAACAGACUCUAAAAAUACUCAAGUCCGUGUUGUACGGGGUACUAAAAAAGUAAAAAUAGAUACUAGUGAUAAUAAUAAUUGCGAAAAGAAAGAUUCUAAAGAUGAAGAAACUAAUAUGGAACCAAAAGUAAAAUCUCUCAAAAGAUCUUGUGAGUUAUGGUCUAUGGAAGAUAAGAAUACUUUCUUCAAGGCACUAAACGAAUAUGGAAAAGAUUUUGAUGCCCUGCAAAGCUAUUUCUUAUGUCAGGGAAAAAAGAAAGGUCUACCAGAUGUUAUGAUAAAAAACAAAGAACAAAUACGGCAUUUUUAUUAUAGAACCUGGCUGAAAAUUUCUAAGCAUUUAAAAUAUUCAGAAGAUAUAAAGAAAACUUCUCAAGAAUUAUAUGGUUUGAUCAAUUAUGGUGAACUCAGAAGAAAGCUACCUAGGAUACACGAAAAAAUACAUUUGAAGUUAAAUGAAUUAGUUUAUUGGGGAUCAACACAAGUAAGAUUAAGAGGAAAAACUAUGAGAAUAAAGACACCUAUAUGUAGAGCAUUGAGAAAAUUAAAUCAGUUGGAAGAUUGGCAAGAAGAGAUUAAGUUACCAUCUAGAAUAACAAUUGAAUUAAGACCUCGCAAUAAUAUGGCUUGGUGGCAGGUGCAGGCAUCAUCUAUGAAUCCAAGAGUACGCACUUUACUACCUAUACAACGACGUCUGUCUAGUUUAUUAAUAUUUUUACAACAGAGAUGGAGGCCUGCAAAGUACAACAUACCUUCUAAUGUAGAAAAUGCAGCUGUUAAUGAGCUGAAAGAUACCCGCCUUUUACGGGUCGCACCAUCCGAAGGGUGUAAAAUUACUCUGCCAAUAGUAAAUCUUGGCGAAUAUCUCACCAGCAAUAGUGUUAGUUUAAAUUCUUAUGAAAAACGUCUGGGUUUAAAGAGUUCCAGAAUGAACUUAUUAGGGUCAGUACAAUAUUUAAAAGGAGUUGGAAAGAAGGGUAUUAAAAAGAGUAAAGUAGAUAAGAAGUGUUUGAAUCGAGCCGAAGAUAACUGUACAUUGCCAGACAACAACAGCGACGUGGAUGGAAUAGAGUCUGGCAGUAAUAUUUCAGAGAAACCUUCGACUCUUAAUAAUGAAGAAAAAUCAAAUUCGGAACAUCAGACAGAACCCAACAGGUUUCCAGGAAGAGAGACGAUUGAAAGAAUUCGAAAGGGAUGGAACGUUGAAGAAGCAAAUACUAUCACUGUAGGAGAUUUAUUUUUAAUGUUCGGUCGCGAGUCGAAAAUUACCUUGGAGUAUUGGUGGGAUUGUCAUCCCGAAGAACAGAACACUGGAGAAUCUACGUCGGGUUGUUUGCGCGAUAGUAAUCUGUGCCUAACUUUGCAGAAGUUAUUAUCUAUAGCAAAACAUAGUUAUGGUACGAGUAAGGGAUACGAUAAUACUUCUGGAAGUAACGAAACUGUGAUUUCAUCUCGUGUUCUUUCAACAAAAGAAUCAACCUUUAGAAGACCUCUUGUUCCACAAGCUUACCACAAAAUUGGUGCAUCGGAUGCUUUUAAAACACAGUUAGAUAAGUUCAAGACGCGCUUUUGUAAACGGGGGAGAACGGUAAGACAAAAAAGUCUCGUUGUACAAAGGGUAUUACCUAUAAUAUCUACAUCGGUUACUCCACCGUCGGACAAUCUACAAUCCACGUCAGACAAUUUAACGCCUACCCUUCCAGAGGCGAAUAAAAUAAAUGAUUCUUCUGUCAAUAACAACGAGCAACAAAAUGAUAAAUCACUAACUAUGAAUGUAAGUGAACAACAAGAGAAACAUUUUUUGGACGAACUUGAAGUAGCAAGGGAUCCGAAACCUACAAAUUCUAUCAUAACAAGUGCUACACAGAUUCUUAAAGAAGGAGAACAUCAGUGGUUAAACAGUGAGGUAGCAGAUUUUUCAUUGAGUAGCUUUUUGGGUCAACUCGAAUCCCCUAUGAAAAUUUCUCAAAGAAGUCAACACGGAGACAAUAUCAUAGAAGAUAGUCGACCAUCGUCCGAUGUCGUGUCGCAUAUGCAGUGCCUCAUGGGUGAAAGUAGUGUAGAUUAUAUGGCAAAAUUUGCAAAUCUUGCAUCACAAAUGGCAUCGGAUGAUAGUAAAAGAUAAGAGAAUAUAAUUUUUUUAACAAUUUUUAACCGGACAUCUAUAUUAAAUCAUUUAGAUUGGAUAAAGUUUUAUAAUUGGAGCAUAUACCAAUAUUUGGACUGAUUUAUUUAUCUUUUUGGUAUUUAAUUUAUCGAUCACAUGUUACCAUAAUAAUGAAACUGCUAAUGAAUAAAGAACUCAAGAUUGUUUCAUAUCACAUAAUUCAUGUGCAUACGAAGUCCCGUUAUAUUCCGACUGAACUCCUGUACAAUUUCAUUUUCUUUUAAUUUGCAAACAUAUUCAACACUUUGUUGUUAAAAACUUAGAGAUUUAUAGGAGGCAUGGUACAAAUGCGAGAAGAAUACAUUUAUAGGUGAUAUUUCCUGUCCCUGUUUAAUCUGUGGCGCGAUACUUAUGUAUGGAAUUAUUUAGGCAAGUUUCCGUCUAUAACACUUGGUAUUGCAUUGCAGUCCCAUGUAACUAAUUACGUACGUUGAAAGAAGAAGCAGUAAAUUCCUUUCAUAUAAUUUCCUUCACAGAAAAAGAUGAAAAAAAAUUCUGCAUUAAACUAUGAUAACAGAGUAAACGCAAGUACUUACAUUUUUUUACUUUUAAUAUUUCCGAAAAAUUAAUUAUAAUUUCAUACCAAUUUUACAGUUUCUUUUUAACACUAUUGCUGUACUUGGAACAAAAAGGCUUUCAUGAAUGAUUACAACUUUACGGAUGAAGUUAUGCUUGAAGACUAAGAAUAUGAUAUAAGAAUGCAAAAUUGAAUAUUAUUAUCCAACAAUGAUCCAGGAAAUAGUAGCUAUUAUAAGACUUAAAUACUUUAGAAUCGCAUAACGUUGAAAAAUGAAAAAGGUUGAAAUUGAAAUCAAAGUGCAAAUCAGUCGAGAUAGCAAUUUUCAUCUAAAAUUAGAUUUCUAUACAUAUAUAGGGAGAGAGAUUUGCAAAAAUUAGAAAUACGUGCGUGGAAUAUAAUUGAAACGAUAAUGAGCGGAACAUCCCGAGGAUACUUGUAUUCUUGGAAACGAAGCCUAUAGUCUUUUCAACGGUGCAUUGCGAAACAGACGUUGUAAAUGAUUCAUACUGCCCACGUCCACGUGAUCUUAUGCGUAUGCACCUAUCAAGUAUUUGUUAUUUACAGAUGUGAUUUCCCCUGGACGCAAGCACUUUGUGCAAUGAACUGGUUUUACUUGUUUUAUCGAUCACAAAGACCAAAUCAUUAAUCAAGCCUGCUUUCUUUAGAGUAUAAAAUAAUUUUUAACAAAAAAUACAACCGACUUCGACAUGCACUAAAAAGUAUGAAAUAAUUUCUAUUUCAUUUAUACAAAUACUAUACAAUAUUAUACAAAUAUAUUUCAACCUUUUCGGAGGCGGUGCAAAAUCUCCUUUCGAGGUCGGUUAAAAAGAUGAUGCCAUUGACUCUUUAGAAGGACAUAGAGGGGGGAAAAAAAGAUGUGUUCAGAAGACUUCGGACUUGAAGUUCCGAGUACUACGCUUCGCAAGAUAAAAAAAAUCUACCAUAAUAUGGAACCAGAAAGGGGAAAAGAGGAUAACGCUUCGUUCUUAAUUUUUCUUUGCCCCUUUUAUUCCGUCUACGUACGUGCUUUUCAAGAAACUUGAGAUACUGGUAACCCCUGCAGGAUGAUCACCCUCAUUACUCCCCUAUCCACUGGAUCCGACGUCUUUUCAAGGAUUUCAUGCAACAAGUAUUAUACUUUCGAUUAGUCUGAGGGUCAUGUCACUGUUGCAAUUAAAAAAAUUUCCCAAUCACGAUUCCCGGCGACAAAAUUUACAUAUAGGCUAUAUUUAUUCGCGAGUCAAUUAUGUUUCGAUCGACGCGAAGUAAUUUUCUGAUUGUAUUCGGAUAAACGAAUGGAAAUUAAAAAAAAAAGAGGCGACAGAAUUCUUGCUAACGAUUAAAAACGAUCACGUGCACACGAUGGCUACAGUGUAUCGAAACGACGUUGCAUUACAAUGCUCGAAGGUUGAUAUAAAUUUAUCUGCAACAAUGUAGAAACUAUUACAAUAUAUUAUACAACAUUAAAAUCGACAGUGAUCAAUUGGAAUUUGUUUCAAAGAAAACGAAAUGUUUAUUUUUGAACUGUGAUGUGCAUAAAAUGAGAUAAAAGAAGAGUGAAGUACAAGGAAAGGCGAAGUGUGAAUGAAAUGGAAUAAAAUAUGAUUGAAAUGGGGAAGUGGCAAUGAACUAGUAUCAAGCAAGUGGAAGUCAUGAAAGUGGUUACACCGGAAAUGACCGCACCGAAACCGACAAAAACGUGGUUUAUAGAUUAUAUCAGAAUGAUAUGUAUAAAAAUGGAAGAGGAAACAUAAAUUCUGAGAUGGUAUUUGGAAGACGAGAAUCCCCGGGACCUUGAAAAUUGCAUCGAAAAUGUGGCUGAGAGAAUUCUGUUUGUCAUUUCGAUUGAGGACUUAUUUUUUAUCCGACUUCGAAAAGGAGGAGGAUACUCAAUUCGAUCAGUAUAUAUUUAUUUUUUCUUUUUCUUUUUCUGGCUUUGUUAUUUUUACGGGAGACCCAAAUGAUUCAUCCUUGCGGAGAUAGCACCGGUCAAAAAAUAAGAUGAAUCUCAUGCGAUAAACAGGUUCGAAAGUUGUUCAGGAAUUUUUCGAUUCGUCGUCAGUGAGAGGGAACGCGACGAAAUGGAAUGCAGAUUGUACGUAAUCUUUCGAUUUUUUUAGCGGAUGAAAAAAGGUUUUAAUGCGGGAAAAAAAAAAUGGGAACGAGAAUCGGCUGAAAAUCAAAGCACGAUACUGUUAGUGCGAUUAUCGUUCUUUGAAUCAGCAAUUAGUAAUCUUUAGCAGUUCUGUGGAUUGCGGUUAAUACACACGAUAAAGAACCGUCGUGGAGACGUAAUGAGAAAAAAGAAGAAAAGAAGAAAAACUGAAAGAAAGAAAAAUACAUCGUAAAAUGAAAUGAAGACCAUGGUACUACCAACAUGUUUACACUCCGAUGUCUCGACAUCGUGCCGUACUAUAAAUAAACGAGUCCAUAGGCGUCGCGAAUAUUGAUAGACUGUUUGGCAACGUGCAAGUCUGAAAGAAAGUAAACAGUCCUACGCCUUGCAUCAGAUGCAUUUAACCGGUCCACCGAAAGUGUACCCCGAAUGACGUCCAAAGGACGCGAUUUUCGUAUAACUGCAACUUCAACUUCUGACGCACGUAAAAACCUACGGCAUUGUAAAUGUAACAGGUAUUCCAGAAUAAUUUGGUGUGCAUGCGAAACACGUUAAGGUAUCUCUUAUUUUUUUUUACUUCUUUUUGCCGUAACGUUUUAUCCAGCAAUCUAUCGUAUCGUGUUACGACGACAAACAGAGAGCGUGUUGCUAUUAAUAACACUGAAUAAAAAUCUCUUGCAGAUCUUCAACCGCUUCAAUGUCAUUGUUGGGAAAAUUUCAACAUUCGAUUUAAUCGAAGAAAGGUAUUUCGUCGUACAGGUUGCCGAUUUGCUAAUCUCGAUCGUCAAACUGUGUUUCAGGGAAGAUUUUGAGAAAACCGAAUCGAAGCUCUCGAUAGUGAUUUGAAUUUGAUGCAAAUUAGAUAACCCGAGAAAACAUUAGAUUCUCUGCGAAAACAAAAGACUCGUGGAAAGAUUUGUAAACAAAAUUAUUAGUAUACGAAACAUCGUAUUUAGAUAUACGAAGCUUGUAUUUUCAUAAAAAAGUAAUUAGUUGGCAAUUAAUGACAACAAACACACGAGUGCAAUCAGGCUUUUAUUUUAAAUACAACCGAUAAAAUAUGCAAUGUUUGCAAGCAGGGAAACGGGGUCAAUGUCAAUUAAUUAAACUCGAUUACAAAGAUGGAAAUCAUCAACAAUUAUAUUCUUCUAGUCCACGUAUGAAUUUUUCAGAGCAUCGUCUGUUCAUUGACAUUUACAUUUAAAAAGGUUCUACAUGCGCGGCAAACCAGGCGCAAUCAACAGCAAACUGCAAAGAUGUUCUGCAACGACGACUCGCCUUAUCGUAUCGCACCUGCGACGCCGUCCAAUCAGCCUAACAAGAUCGGGAAGAACAAAAUAUAAUUCACCGUAGUAUUAGCUCAUUAACUAUACCAGAGGUCUGAAAUAUGUUAUUUUCAAGACAGCGCCUUUUAUAAAUAGAUAAUUGACACUGUU
This is a messenger RNA of Osmia lignaria (orchard mason bee), 6605 nucleotides long. The record is from RefSeq and is a predicted model, not a curated record. Lineage: Eukaryota; Metazoa; Arthropoda; Insecta; Hymenoptera; Megachilidae.